This is a messenger RNA of Drosophila biarmipes, 819 nucleotides long. Its product is annotated as spidroin-1. The transcript is spliced from 2 exons. The record is from RefSeq and is a predicted model, not a curated record. NCBI's taxonomy places the organism in Eukaryota, Metazoa, Arthropoda, Insecta, Diptera, Drosophilidae. The coding region runs from base 50 to 313 and encodes 87 amino acids.
AAGCCAUCUAUAGUUUAUUUCAACCUGCAUCCGAGGAGUUCCCUUCACAAUGAGAGUCGCGAUAGUAUCCUGGAUUGCUUUGGCGGCGGUAAUGUGCAUCGCCGAGGCUCAGGUCCCGGGUCCCGAGGCCAUGGGAGCCGCCCAAGGGGGCGUUGGCGCGGCGGCGGGGGCCGGCGGUCAGAUGGGAGCCCACGGCGGCGGAGCGGCCGAUGCCGCCCAGGACGGACCCGGAGCCGGGAUGGCCGCUGGCAUUGCAGCGGGCGCCGAGGUGGGCGCCAGUGCCCAGGCCGGAGGAGCCGGCCGAAGACGCUAAGGCGGCACUGCCGUUUGAAAUACCGCUUGCUGCUGUUUGCUCGGGCCCCUCGCAUUGUGCACUCGAGAACAUUUUGAAAGCCACGCAGCGGCCAAUAUCCCCGCUCAGUAUUCGUAAACAACUGAUUUGGUUAAGUAAUGUCAAAUGUCGCUUGUCACACCCUGAUGGCGCCAGUUUUUGGAGCUCAGUGUCAUAAUUGAUUUGAAAUUGUCCCCACCCUCUGGGACCCCCAGCCCGAGCACUGGAAAUCGGCCCACUUCAAAUGAAAGCCACACAAACCAAAAUACAAAUCGUUCUGGCAGUUUAAAUUCCAUUUAAUCCCCUUUUUGAAACACACCCGAAACGCAUCGAUUGUACCGCCGACAGGUGUAUUUAUACGCCUUGGGCAAAAAUAGAAAUAGAAAACUCAUCAGCAAAUGUUAAAAAUACCAAGAGAAUUUCCACAUAAAUCAAGUGAUCAAUAAACAAAUAAAAUAUGGCAGGCACUGACACCGGCCACAGCAACA